Messenger RNA from Selaginella moellendorffii, 1197 nucleotides. RefSeq names its product cleavage and polyadenylation specificity factor subunit 6-like. Gene Ontology annotation, molecular function: mRNA binding. Gene Ontology annotation, biological process: mRNA alternative polyadenylation. Lineage: Eukaryota; Viridiplantae; Streptophyta; Lycopodiopsida; Selaginellales; Selaginellaceae. The record is from RefSeq and is a predicted model, not a curated record. The transcript is spliced from 2 exons. The coding region runs from base 1 to 1197 and encodes 398 amino acids. Gene Ontology annotation, cellular component: mRNA cleavage and polyadenylation specificity factor complex.
AUGGUGGAGGAGCUCGAUUUCGAUGUGGAGAUCGGCAGCGCGGGCAUUGGCGAUGGCGGCGACGAGGAUUUCGAUGAGGAGUACGAGGAUCUCUACGACGAUGUAAAUGUAGGGUUCUUUCCCCAGGAAGCGGCUGCUCCUCCAGCUCGUCCAGCGCCAUCGCCAGUAGCGGCAGCGCCAGGGAAGGGAUCUGGUGAGCUCUACCCCAGGGACGAGCAGGACAGCACGACAGCGCCGGCUAGGGUUAAUGCGGCGCCAGAGAGUUUCAGCAAGGAUGAAGAUCCUCCCAUUGCCACUGGCGAGAGCGCUGCUCCAGCAGCUCCUAUCGAUUCUUCGCCAGGGAUUCUCGCUCGGCCGCCACCGCAGCAGCAGCAGUUCGUGGAUGCGAAUGCGAAGGCGGGGAUUUUCAUCUCGGAGCUUCACUGGUGGACGACAGACGCCGAUCUGGAGGCCGCGCUGGCGGAUUUCGGGCGGCACAAGGGGCUGAAAUUCUCCGAGGAGAGAGCCAGUGGCAAAUCCAAGGGCUACUGCCAGGUUGAGUUCUACGAUCCACUCGCGGCCCAGCAAUGCAAGGAGCAGCUCAAUGGCAGGAUUUUCAAUGGGCGCCCUUGCGUCGUCCAGUACGCCACGCCCCAAGUCCUCAAGCAAGUAAACGCGAAGAGCCAGAGCCAGAGCCAGCCAUCGCAAGCAGCGCAAGCUCCACAGCAAGGCCAGGCCGGGAAGAAAAAUAGCGGCGGAGGAAUGGGGCUGUUUGGGGAUCCGGGCUUUGUUCCUCCGAUGAGACCGGGCAUUUUCGGGAUGGGAUUCAUGCCGCGGGGUCCUGCGUAUCCGAUGCACUACCCGGGCGUGCCGCCACCUCACGUAAAUCCAGCGUUCUUCGGACGGGGCGGAGCAAACGGGCACGCGAUCGCGAAUGCUGGAGGGUGGAGUAGCGGCGGAUGGGAGGAGAGCGAGCGGGGCGGCGGUGGCGGGUAUGGUUUCGAGGACGAGGAUGGCCGAGGUAGCGGCAAAGAAACCGGCAAAGCUUCGCGGGAUCACAAGGAUGGAAAGGAUUUGGAUCGCGAGAAAGAGAGGCAGCAACACAGGGACAGUAGAGAUCGGGAUCACAACGCUAACAAGCCCAGCAGCCAUAGCUACAAAUCGAGAGAGAAAGGAGAGGAUUAUAGCGACGAGUAUAGCAAGAGGCGGCGCCACUGA